AUGGUUGGACAUAUUCGACGUUCUUCGUUGCUACCAGGUGGGCGAACAUAUCAAGCAGUGAAGUUUUCUGACUAUCAUCAUCUAGGAUCAUCAAUUGAAGCUAGACGCCGAAACAGCUCGCCAGCCGGUAAUACCGUUGUUGCCUCAAGUGGAACUGGCGCUAAUACACCGAUUAUUGCUAUUGAUAGUAAGAUAGAGCAGGCAAUGGAUUUGGUAAAAACUCAUCUGAUGUUUGCCGUACGUGAAGAAGUUGAUGUUUUAAGGGCAAAAAUUAUGGAAUUAGAAGCUACCAUUUUGCAAUUGGAAGCUGAAAAUGCAAUUCUUCGUGAACAUGUGCCGGUGGAAAUUCUGAAUAAAUUAAGUUUGCAAAUGACACCGACCAAUUCGACUACAACAGCUGCUGCUGUUUGA
This is a messenger RNA of Cercopithifilaria johnstoni, 411 nucleotides long. The record is from the annotation of a GenBank genome assembly. Lineage: Eukaryota; Metazoa; Nematoda; Chromadorea; Rhabditida; Onchocercidae.